AUGGGAAACUGUUCUACAUCACCUUUGGUACAACCAACAUCAAAUGUAAUAGAAUCGAAUGAAGAUCACAACUAUCAGGAUACUCCUACUAUUGCUAAUCUCAUCGAUCAAAUCAACAUUCAUACUGAUGCAUAUCUUGAACGUGCAAAACUCGAGUUUGAAACUAAAUACGCUCAAUCAUUAUGUGAAACUGCUAAAAUAGAAGAUUUUCAAUUGCAAAGAACUAUCGGUACAGGUUCAUUCGCUCGUGUAAUGCUUGUUAAGCAUGAUAAUCAUUUAUUGGCAUUAAAAAUAAUGAAAAAACAAUCGAUCAUUGAAAUGAAUGUAAUCAAACAUAUUCUAUGCGAAAAACGUAUUCUUCAAGCUAUCAAUUGUCCAUUUAUUGUUCAUUUAAUAUAUGCAUUUAAAGAUAAUGCACAUCUUUAUUUAGCACUCGAAUAUGUCAGUGGUGGUGAAAUGUUCGCUAAUCUUCGAAAAGUAGUCAAAUAUUCCGAAGAUCACGCACAAUUUUAUGCUGCUCAGAUUGUACUUGCUUUGGAAUAUUUACAUUAUUUAAAUAUCAUCUUUAGAAAUAUCAAACCUGAAGAUAUUUUAUUUGCAGCUGAUGGCUAUUUGAAAUUAACUGAUUUUGGAUUUGCCAAAGUUACAGAAGAUCAAACAUUCACACUAUGUGGAACUCCUGAAUAUAUGGCACCUGAGAUUAUUGUUGGAAGAGGUCAUAAUAAAAGUGUGGAUUAUUGGGCAUUGGGUAUUUUAAUAUAUGAAAUGACAACAGGUUCAACACCGUUUGCAGCAGAUGAUCCAAUAGAAAAUUAUAAGAAAACACUUAUAGGAAAAUUCGAAAUUCCGGCUCACUUCUCAUUCGAUCUUACGGAUCUCGUGAGUAAACUUCUUGAAGUUCAUCCAACAAAACGUUAUGGUUGUUUAAAAGAUGGCACAAAAGAUAUUAAAAACCAUAACUGGUUCGCAUCAAUCGAUUGGAUUGCCAUUCGUGAAAAACGUCUUCAAGCACCAUUCAUACCACAACCCGGUGUAGAAUACUAUAAAAACUACAAGGAAAUAUCGUCUACAUCUGCGGAAACUAUCAUGUAUUCAACUGAAUUCGAUAGUUUCUAA
Molecule: messenger RNA, 1116 nt
Organism: Adineta steineri
Lineage: Eukaryota; Metazoa; Rotifera; Eurotatoria; Adinetida; Adinetidae
Source: the annotation of a GenBank genome assembly